AUGCCUACCGAGGGCCUGGGGGGCGCGCCCGUGGCCGACUCCAGGAGCCAUUUUCAUGGUGUCGACUCCAUUCGAAUCGACUUCGAGGGCUUCGAUGUCGGUUCUCCACUUCGGGUUCCAGCUUCGGUCUGGAUCUCCGCGUGCAGGCCUCGGCUCGGGCCACCAGGCGCCGACUUCAGGACCGCGGACGAGAUCGAGCUCACGGGGACCCAGCGCACGACGCAGCAGGAGCCAACCUGGGCCGCGUGCGCGGCGGAGAGUCGACAGCCGCACGCGAGGCUCGUGCCCGCCGCCGGCGCCGGGGGCUGCCACGACAUGUGGGGCGAGGAGCUCGCGCUCGGCCGACACGCCGCGUGCGACGUGGUGCUGGAGGAUCCGAAGAUCUCCGCCCGCCACUUACGCGUCUAUUGCUCCGAGGUGGGUGGGCCGCGCCACUUCUUCUUAGAGCAGCUGGGCGCCAACGGCAGCUUCAUCAACGACCACCGCAUGAGGAAAGGCGACACGCGAACGCUGCAGCACGGCGACGUGGUCUCUCUCUGCACGCACGCGCGCGACGCGAGGCAGCCCCCGACAGUCGUAUUCCUCUUCGUCAUCCAGGGGCGCGCGGCGGUGGCGACGCCGGCGAGCGCUGCGACGCUGCCGCCCGCCCGCUUGCCGGCGGCGGCGGUGCAGCCCGCUGCUCCAUGCAGUGCUGGCGCCUCCAGCGGACCCGCGCCAAGCCAGACGGUGUCCGAGCGGUGGGUGCAUGACAGCUGGGACCUGAGGGAGGUGCUGGGCAGCGGUUUCUUCAGCAGGGUGCACGUCGGGCUGCAGGUGAAGACAGGGGAGCGGCGGGCGGUGAAAGUGGUGGACAAGUCGAAGUUCCUGUCAUUCCAGGCACGCAGCAGAUCGCACCUGCAGCUCAGCUCCGAGGCGGAGGUGCUGACCAGCCUUGAGCACCCCGGCAUCGUCCGCUUCCACGAGUGGUUUCAGACGGAUUCGCACUUCUUCCUCGUGAUGGAGCUCGUGGAGGGGGGAGACCUCCUGUUUUCGUCUUCCGACAUCAUGACCAACGGCUGCUACGCGGAGCGGGCCGCCGCGCGCCUCUUCGGGAUGCUCACCUCGGCCAUCGGUCGGAUUACCUGCACUCGAAGAGCAUCGUGCACCGGGAUCUGA
Molecule: messenger RNA, 1155 nt
Organism: Prorocentrum cordatum
Lineage: Eukaryota; Dinophyceae; Prorocentrales; Prorocentraceae
Source: the annotation of a GenBank genome assembly